Cuscuta campestris is the source of this 1487-nucleotide messenger RNA. The record is from the annotation of a GenBank genome assembly. Lineage: Eukaryota; Viridiplantae; Streptophyta; Magnoliopsida; Solanales; Convolvulaceae.
AAAAUGGCAUAUGGGUGAAAAGUUUUGAAUGGGUGUAAACCGGCUAGAGUCGGUUAAGUUUUGUAGUCCUGCCUGACUUCGGCGGCGGGUCGCCGGGAACCACGAGACCGACGGCGCUUCGCCGGAAACAUCAGAGAACGUGCUUUCUAUAUUUGAGGCUAUGGCAAUCGAUCCCGUUCCUCCUCAUAUCGCCGCUCAGCUCAAUUACCUCAUCUCUAACUGUCCAUUUCCAAUCAAGGUAGAACAAAUGUGGGGUGGAGGCAAAAACCUUGGCCUGUGUAUUUUUGAUCGCUUCACCAUAGCUAUCCCCUUUUGUCUUGACAUCAUAAAAUGGGAUGUUAUAUACAAUGCAGCUUAUCCACUCACGGCACCGGAUGUAAUAUUUGGGCCGGAUGACGAGAGCUUUCAGCCAUAUCAUAGCGUUGGCAAUGCAGGGGAGAAGAAAAAUGCACUGACUGACUGGAACAACAAAGACCCCUCUCGGCUCUUGUCACUCAUUCUUGAGCUCAGGGAGUUGUAUAUGGCUUACCAAAGGAAACGAGUUGCAGAAGUUGAUGAUGACAGGUUAAAGUUCGAAUUCAGCACUAUGCUUCCAAGAGAGGGAAUUGAGUAUUUUUUGACUUCCGUGUUUGACAAGCCAGAAGAGGUCAAAUUUUCCAUACCUUUACUGGAUUUGGACUUGAACAAGAUGGUUGUGGGAUCAACCUGGAAACAUCAGCAAAAAAUAUAUUUACAGGUCAUAUUUCCUGUUGGCAGAAAAUACUUGGCCCCACGCCUGAAGUUGGUUUCCUCUUCUGAAUUGAAAUCCGUAUUUUCUGUUGAAGAUUUCAGGCUUCCUUCAUGGGUGGAUGGAAUGUGCACUGCUGAAUACCUUCCAAAUUUGGAAGUCAUGCUUGCAACACAGAUUAAAGAUGCAGUUUCUUCCAUUGAAACCAGAAGGAAAUUCAUCAUGGCCUUAGCUCCUCUUUUGGGAAGGCCACUUGAAGCUGAUCCGGUUUUCUGCAGGAAGGCUAGCUUUCUAGCACAAUCAGGCCUUUUCAGUUUUAUGGUACACGUCUCCAUCCCGCUUCAGUUCCCCAAGCAACGUCCAAGCAUGAUGCUGCAGAGCACGCAGCACUUCAAUUCGGUCAACGUGCCCCUCAAAUCUCUUGCCAUGACUGAAUAUCCGUGGAGUCCUAGGUGGGAACUAUCAGAAAUGGCGGAAAGGAUCUUUGAUUUUCUAGUGGAGGAAUGCCUGAACUUCAAAAAGUACUGUAGUGAAGCCGUUCUCCAGCACAUCCAGCAACGUUGACAUAGUUGCUCGGAAGCUAUGACUAUGAUUGUUCAUAAGGUUAAUGUACCAUUUCAUCCCUGAGACAAUUAACAUGUACUUAAGCUCUAGGAAUGUAAAAUGCUGUGCUGGUAGUUUUGUUAAAUUGGUGCUCCAUUUCAGCUGUUUGUUCCAUAUAAUUACUCCUCUCCCAAAAAAAUUAAGCUAAAAAAGGGUA